AUGAACAUGGAAAACUUGUUAGAUCAGACACAUCGUAAUACAAGGAGAGGGAUUGUAUUUUCACAUACAAGGAAGACUUUUACAAUAAAGCCAGACUCACCAAAAACAAGAGAAGCUUGUUUAGCUUUAGGUUAUGAUCCUCAAAUAUUUUAAUUAAAGUAAAUUAAUGAUAUGAUUAUAAUGUAGGAAUCUUGAAGAGUUUGCAGAACCAGGUUUAAGUGAGAAUGUAUAAAAAAUGAGAUAUGAUCAUUACAUGAAAAAGACUGAAAGUAAAAUGGAAAAUGGAUUAAAAUAGGUGCUUUGUAAGAAAUAAGCAAGAUGCGUAAAGUGAUAAUAAAGAAAUAAAAGGCAAUAACUAAUCUACAUCUAGAGAAAAGCUUUUAGAAAGAUGAAGAGUAUUUAAAUAUGGAUAUUUAAGUUUAGUGAAUGAUUUGAUUGAAACGUAUAAUAAAAAGAUGAGUAACAUCAAUAAUGAAGAAAAGGAUGCAUCAUAUCUAUCAUUUGAUGAUGAAGAUCCUAUUCUUGUAUUAGAGUAACAAUUAGAGAAGGAAAUUACUAAAUAUAAAAAAUAGUUGCAAGUAAAAGCGAAGGAAGUGCAACAUUAAUUAGAUAAUGAAAAAAAAAGAUAGAAAUUGUAAUAGGAUAUGAAUGAAAGAGAGAAGAAGAUAGAAGAAUUGCAAUAAAGAAUAGCACAUGAGAAAGAAAUUAGAAAGAAAGAAUUAAAGCGUGCAGCAUAGAAAAAGUUUAAUGAAAUUAAAGAAAAAGAAAAGGAUAAAUAAAGAAAAUUACUUGAAGAUAAAAAGAAGUAGGCAGAGAAAUUUGAGAAAAUGUAACUUAUUUUUUAUAUUUAUUAAUUAGUCGUAAAAAAUUAGAAGAAGAUGAAUUAUAAUAAAAGAAAGAAUUGGAAGAAUAAGAGAGAAGAUAUUAAGAAAGAAGACAUUAAAUUUAAUAAAGAAAAUAAAUUUAAGAUAAAGAAUAUAAUUUACACUUGGCUUCUACUAUGAAUUAGAUAGAAUAAAAAUGGGCUGAAACAUCUUAAAAUAAAGAUAGAUAAAUAUGGGAAUCUAAAUUAGAAAGAUUAACUAUGAGAAGUACUUUACAUGAAGAAAAAUUAAGAUAAUAUAAACUUAAGACAUAAUAAAGAGAAAAUACUUUAAUGUAAUAAAUUGUAAAGAAAUUAGCUCAUAAAGAAGAGGAUUUAAAAGGUAAAUUUUGUUAUCUUUUUCUUAAUAGCACUUAGAUAAUCAAGAGAAAAGGAGGAAUAAUUGAGGAUUAAAGAAGAAAAAUUGAGAAGAAAAAAAAUUGAAAAAAGUAUCAAGAAUAUUAAAUCUUAAUAAUUUGAAAAAGUUGAUAAUUUAUAAAAGAAAUUUCAAUUACUUGAAGAUUAUUCAGAAAAAAGAAAAGAGGAAUUAGAAAAUUAAAAAUAUAUAAAAAAAGAAAAAAUGAAAUUAAAAUAAUAAGAUCUUAUUGAAAAUUAUUAAAGAUAAGAGAGAUUAAAAGAUUUUAGAUUUAAAUAAUUAAUAAAAUCAACAUAACAAUUAAAUGAAUAAAAAUCUUUAGAAAAAAUGUCAAAUGAACUAGUACGUAGAGCAUAACAAGAACUUUAAAGAAAAUUAAAAAAGGAUGCUGAUAAUCUUGAUUAAAGUUUAGUAAAUGUUAGUUAAGCUGAUGAAAAAGUUUUAAAGUAAAUAAAUUAUAAUUAUUUUUAGUUAAAUGGUUAGCUAACUAGAAAAGAGUUUAUCAAACUUAGCUUAAAAUUCUAAAAUAUUAAAUUGA
Molecule: messenger RNA, 1776 nt
Organism: Paramecium sonneborni
Lineage: Eukaryota; Ciliophora; Oligohymenophorea; Peniculida; Parameciidae
Source: the annotation of a GenBank genome assembly